This is a messenger RNA of Funneliformis caledonium, 939 nucleotides long. The record is from the annotation of a GenBank genome assembly. NCBI's taxonomy places the organism in Eukaryota, Fungi, Glomeromycota, Glomeromycetes, Glomerales, Glomeraceae.
AUGUUUUCUCAACUCGCAUCAAAAAGAAAUUCACUUACUAUAAUUAAUUUAUUUUUACGUCAUGAAAGUACUUUAUAUUCUCAUAAUACUAAUAAAAAAUCAUCAACAUUUAUUCCUGGUAAACAAGGUUAUGAUGUAAAAAAAUUUUCUCCUCCUCCUCCGCCGAAAAAAUCAAACAAAAAAAAGGCGAAAUUAGCAGCAAAACUAAAAGAUAAGACAGCACAAACACAAGGAGCAGAAAAUCCAACAACAGAACAAACGACAUCAAUUAAAGAAUUAGACUUGACCAUUCCAAAGAAAGAAGAAAAUGUUCAACAAUAUAAAGAGGAAUCCAUUAAAGAAUUUGAUUUAGCCAUUCCAAAGAAUGAAGAGGAAUUAGAAUUAAGACGGAGAAAAGAAGAAUGGCAUGACAAAAUAAAACAAGAAAGACGAGAUAAAUUAAAUAAAAUUCAUGAAACAAUUAAAAUUUUAUCUUUGUCUUCUGACCCAAAUGAAUUUUGUACUCCUGAAUAUCGCGCAAGGAAAAGAGAAAAUGCUCUUAUAAAUUAUCAUAAACGUGAAUCAGAAAAACGGAGGGAAAGAAGAAUAAAUCUAUUAACAUUAUACUAUAAUUCCUCGGAUUUUGUUACUCUAAAUAAUUUGGAUACAAAGAUUGCCGAUAUGUAUAAUGACGUAAGACAACCUUUUACAACAACCCUUGAAGAUAUGCAAAUUGAUUAUCAGGAGGGUGGUGGAAUAAUUGAUGAUUUAGAGCUUAAAAGAAGAUUGGAUAAAAUUAAAGAUACUUUAAGUGGUACCGCUCAAGGCGGAAAGAAAAAACUCGGUUUGGAUAAAAUUGAAAAAUUGCAAGAAAUGUCAGAGACAAAUCGCGUGGAACCUUUAGGUUCAAGUAUAGAAACAGAGCCAAAUCUUGUGCAAUCAGAAUCAUUAGAUUCUUAA